CUCUACGUCAUUCCAUGAUGGCUGAAGAUCCUGGAGGAACAAUUUUCAAUUUCUCUCUCAUUUUUCUCUUUUUCUCUUUACCUCUGCUUGUCACAGAGACAUGGCAGGACUCACAGCCCUGUUAAGCGUCCACAGAUCAUUGAUAUCGUCAUGCCCAAGAAAGGGAACCGAAAACGGCUGAAAUUUAGGGCCGGGGACGUCUGUUCGGAAUCAGUGACAGUUGCUGAUUAUGCCAAUGCUGAUCCAGCCGUUGUGAAAUCAGGGCGGGUGAAAAAGGCUGUUGUGAAUGCAGUUGAAAAAGAAGUGAAAUUACUCUGUGGCCUGGAAGCAUCUCAGGGUGCUGUACAGGAGGUCCUCUCAUCUGCAGUGAGCGUCACAGCAGAUGCUUUGGAGAGCAGUGAUGAGCUAGACCCUGAAGACGGAGAAAAUGAAACUAAAGUGGCCCGCAAGAAGAAAAACAAAAGGAGAAAAGAAAGCAGUGAAAGCAGUGAUGGGGAAGAGUAUCCUGUAGAUAUUUGGUUGGUGCUGUCUUCCUAUAUCCGCCCUGAGGAUGUGUGCAGAUUUGCUCUAAUCUGCAGAAAUGCCUGGACUGUCACCUGCACUGCAGCCUUUUGGACCAGGCUGUAUAGAAGACACUACAGCAUGGAUGUUGAACUGCCGUUUCGUCUCCAGCCUGAUUGUGUUGACAGGAUGCGCUGUCUGCGGGCCCGUGUGAUUCGCUCCCUCUUCCAUUUGUAUGAACCAUUUGCCUUGCGUGUUUCCAAAAUUCCUGCCCUGCCAGAAUCCACGCCCACAACUCUGCUCAACUCCAAGUGUUUACUGUUCUGGGUCAAAAAAGUGUCAGGCACUCGGCCAGAGGCAAUGUGGGAGUUCAACUUCAAGUUUAUACAGCAGCAGGGGCACAGUAAGAAUGGCAGUGCCAAGUCCCUGCGGAUGCCCCGGCAGUAUGAAGAUGUGCACAAUAACCCAGACUCUGACUGCUACCUGCUCCAGGUCACCACUCUCAACUUCAUCUACACCCCUGUGGUCAUGGGAAUGACCCUCAGCCUGUUCACAAUCAACGUUAGCACUGACAUGCGCCACCACCGCGUCCGUCUGGUGUUCCAGGACUCGCCGCUCCAGCGGGGGAGAAAGAGAGGGGAGCAGGGCGGGACCCAGGUGGUGCUGGAUCCCGUACACAGUGUGAGGCUCAUGGACUGGUGGCAUCCACAGUACCCCUUCUCCUGCGCCUAGAGCCCUGCUCUCUUGGUUCCCACUACAGCAGACAGUCAAACCAAGAACUCUGCUGUUCUGAUUCUAGAAACUUCAAUGUCCACAGCUCCGCCCAGCCCCAAGAUACACCUGGAUACCCUGCACUCCAACAGCACUUGUUACCUUCAGCAGUCCUUCCUCCUCUCAAAACACCCACAUGAUAGAGUGCUCAUAUAUGAGUUAACUUCAUGAAAAGAAUUUAAAGUCCAACUUUCCCCCACACAUUCAAUAUUAAUUGCACGUAGAAUCAUAUGAACAGCUCAUUUUCUUGUCAGGUGAUUUUGGAAACUCAUGGAUUAAUAGGGUGGAACAUUUUCACUGUCCUCCCUCAGUUUGUUUUCUACUCACUGGGAAGGUAACUCUAAAAUAACUUGAUUUUUCAUUAUUUUGAAUGUUCUAGAAGCUGUAUCAAGUAUGUUUUAAUAUUCUUUUAAAACCAUGUGUUUUUAUAUAUUUAAUUUGAUGCAGCCUCACUUUGUUGUAUGUUGAGUAUUGAUGCUAUUGCUCUAGACUGAAGGGGCCAAAGAGAUGAUUUACCUCAAACACCAUCAACUCAUCUGCUGGUAUGAGCAUUACACUUUCACUUUGAUUGGAUUCAGUUUUGUUUGGCCAAGGACUUCUUGGUUGACCUCAGUUGUCUUCUUGCUGAGUAUUUGAGCCCUGUGCUUCUCUACUGCCACUUAUGGGAUCUCAGUCUAGAUUUUGAAUAUCUGAAAGGCUUGACAUUGGCAAUGGAUCUCACUAAAGUGGUCAAACUUAUGUGUAUUGAAUGUGAGUAGAGUCAUGUCAAUCACUUGUGCUUGAUUAUUGUGUAUCAUGGAGGGAGCAAUGUGUCACUGACAUCUGUCCGUGUUUGUCCCAUCAGAUGCAGUCAACAUCAUUUAACUUGAAUUGGUUUGUACAUAUUCAUGCGUUGUGAAGGAAAAAGCAGUUUUUCUUUUGAAUGAUCACAGACUUAUAAAAACGUAGUUGAUUGACAGUAGCAGACAGACAGCUAGAAUUUUCAGGCUAGCACUUGGAGAUUGUUUUAGCAUGUGGUCUAGUAUUAGCAGAAGUGACUUCCACCCAUAAACAAACUUGCUGCACUGAAAUAAAUCCUGAAACUGCCCAUUCAA
Messenger RNA from Myripristis murdjan (pinecone soldierfish), 2366 nucleotides. RefSeq names its product transmembrane protein 183A (gene tmem183a). Gene Ontology annotation, cellular component: SCF ubiquitin ligase complex. The coding region runs from base 151 to 1233 and encodes 360 amino acids. The transcript is spliced from 8 exons. Gene Ontology annotation, molecular function: protein binding. Gene Ontology annotation, biological process: regulation of protein stability. The record is from RefSeq and is a predicted model, not a curated record. NCBI's taxonomy places the organism in Eukaryota, Metazoa, Chordata, Actinopteri, Holocentriformes, Holocentridae.